This is a messenger RNA of Aspergillus pseudotamarii, 1521 nucleotides long. It is a transcript of the gene fmpR, whose product is annotated as Zn(II)2Cys6 domain-containing transcription factor fsqA. The coding region runs from base 1 to 1521 and encodes 506 amino acids. Lineage: Eukaryota; Fungi; Ascomycota; Eurotiomycetes; Eurotiales; Aspergillaceae. The transcript has a single exon. Gene Ontology annotation, molecular function: DNA-binding transcription factor activity, RNA polymerase II-specific; zinc ion binding. The record is from RefSeq and is a predicted model, not a curated record. Gene Ontology annotation, biological process: regulation of DNA-templated transcription.
AUGGACAAGAACGGCACCAGCCGCCACGGCGCCUGUGACCGCUGCCGAGGCCAGAAGCUGCGCUGUGUAGGCUCAGCCCAGCCAAUCGCAAACCCGGCUAGUCGGGUUCUGAGGAACGCCAUCCCUUGUGACCGAUGCCGACGAGCCAAGGUGGAUUGCUAUUCCGUGCGGCCCGCCCCGCGGAGGCCUCAGACAAGCACGCUGAAUCCUACCCCACCGUCCUCCGAACGGUCCUCAUCUUCGUACACUUCGCGGGGCUCUUCGGUCUUUUCGCAACCCCGGAGUGUCGCUGCUCGGGCUUCAGCGCCAAGAGUCCAGCCCGAUGGCCUCUUGUUUCCCGGCAACGAUCAGCCGAACGACCGUCUUUCGACGGUCCAACCACCCAUGCCCUCGGACUGGAUCACAUAUAGCCACGAGGAUAGAAUGGACGGCGACGAAGAUUUGGAGGGGGGAACCCCACCCCUGAUCGGUGAAUCGAACUCCAAUUUAUACCAGGAUCCAGUAUCGGUUACCAUCCACGAACAGAACCACCACACAAUGCUCGACCUGAUAAACCCGACUGCUCCAGAAGACUGGAAUCCAGAUCCCAUCAACAUGGACACAUACCCCAGUGCCCUCAUACAACUCCCACCCAGCCCAACGCUGUCGAAGGUCCGCAAACUGACUACACUGGACGGACAGAACGACCACCGCCACGGCCCGCCAUCCCGGCGAUUAGAUUUAUAUCCCACACACACCACCACCACUCCAACGAGGUCAUCUAUCUAUGACCUUGCUAAACUCCAUGAAACGCUACUGCGGGAGAAAUCCCAGCGCGAAUAUACUUUGACUCAACGGCCGGACGAGCAUGAACCCACCCUGAACCAACGCUCCAUCGGCCAAACCCUCCACCACUGUCAGCGAUUCGUCUCGAUCCUGAAACGGAUCAGAUACUCCCGGUCCCAAGACGACAGCGGGAUUGCCGUCGACGAGGCCCAGGCCCGGGGCCAGGUAUCCGGGCACAAUCGCAACAGGCAUAGUAUAUCUACUACGACAGCUACGCCUACACCAGCCCUUACACUCCCAACACUUUUCUCCAUCCUCUUCUGCUACACAUCGAUCCUGGCGUCAUACGAAGACAUCUUCCUGUCGAUAAUUGAGGCCAUCACGCGACCGACGCCCACGAUCCCGCCUACACUUAGCGGGUUACGAAUUGACGGGUUUGAGCUUGACGGACAUAGCACGUUGCAACUGGAGUGCUUACUGAACGUGAGUCAAACGCUUCUGGAGAAGGUAGAGGGGCUAUUGUUUGGGUCUACAGCUGCUCAGGGAGGGGGAGGAGGAGGAGGUGGUGGUGGUGGUAGAAGUGGCGGCGGGAUUAUUCGAGAUAAACUCGCUGCGGAGCUGGUGGACAUGCUGUUUGAAGAGGGUAGCCGGGACAAGAAUGACUCUGGGGACGGCUACGGGGGCGGGAAGAGUCAGGUACAGGUCAAAAGGUUGAUACAGGAGAUUCAAGCAACGCUGAAUGAGAUUGACUUUUGA